AAUGAGCAACCUUCCAUCAGUCAAGAAUGUUGCGUUGCAAUGUACGACUAACUGAACAAUUUCAGUAUCCUCACCAAGCAAUCUUUCAUUCUUGAGGUUGGAGACGGUUGAUGAGCAAAAAUGGCAUCACCGGGUACCGCUCGAACCGUCCCGAACCGGUCAUCGGAAAGUACGAGGAAAGAGUUCGGGCGAGCCUCUUAGAGCAGUCCUCAAGGGCUGGCCGGCGACGCUUAAGAUUAGACACAUGCUCAUUGGUUACGAGCUCGUCACUGUUUAAAGUGAUAAGCAUAGCGAUAACGAAGAGGCCGGAAAAAGCGGAAUGCACGUCUUUAUAAUGGGAGUAGCUGGUCGAUCCUCGUGCUGCUGUUCGCCGUGGGACUUUGAUAAUGGAGCUUGACCUGCUUCAUUUCGCUUACUGACAGAGAGACGAGCGUGAUGAUGAUUCGUGCGGCUCAUCGAAUCGUUAAAUUUGACAAGAACAAGUGCGCUUGUCGUGUCAUUUCAUUCGGGCAUUGAGAUUAACUGGAGAUAUUUCGCUCUGGCCAACGGGGUUAAUGGUUCGUGAUGCUGUGAUCUGUCUUUUGUCAAUUUAGCAUGCCGAGCGCUCGGAAGUCAACGCGCGCUCGAAUCCCCAAGCUGCAGUCCGUCUUUUCGUUCGGACGUGAAGGCCCCGUCAUACAAGAAGGCCUAUCGCCAUCGCUUUCGCAAGAUGCCGAAUAGUUUCUCUCUCUCUCUCUCUCUCUGACCUCGUCCAUUUCUACCACCAGAUUUGCUCGUUGUGGAAUUUCCUAAUCUCUUCCCACAUCUGGCGAGAGAAACAGAGUACCCGGGAUUUCUCCGUGCCUUGGAGUGAUUUCUUCUUUCAAGUUUGGUCUUUCCCUUUUUUUCCUGGUAGAAUUACUUCGACAUGGGCAAGAAGCGUGUAAUGUUACCAGCCGAAGAGCUCGACUUGUCUACUGUCAAGUAUGAGGUUGAAGAUAUUGACGCUCCGCAUCUGACCGGUCUCACGUUCAGGCUGUUUGUCAAGAUACUCGAGGCACCACUAAUUGGCCCUGCUGUUAUCUCUUACUUGAAGAACAAGAAUCGAAUGGUUGAGUUUCUUAGGAGUACUGUGAUACCAGAGCCACCAAUGUAUAGACCUGAAUAUCCUCCUCAAGAUCCGGAGCCUGGCACCAUCUUAUUGGAUGAAGAUGGAAAUCCUGAAGACCGAGUAGAAUUAGCGUUGAAAUGUCUUCCAGACUAUGAUCCUGCCAACUCCUGGAAUGGCAAUCUCAGUCAAUUUCGCUACUGGAAAAUACGGGAUUAUGCGUAUGCUUAUCGUUCUAAACUUGUAACCCCAUCCAUGGUGGCAGAGCGGAUUAUUACUGUCAUUGAGGAGUUUAGCCAUAAGAAACCUCCAGCUCCUCUACUAAUUUCUUUUGACGCUGAGGAAGUCAGGAAACAAGCUGCAGCUUCCACAAAGAGGUUUGAGGAAGGGAAGGCGUUAUCAAUCUUGGAUGGGAUUUUCAUGGCAAUUAAGGAUGACAUAGGCUGCCACCCAUAUAUAAUGAAGGGUGCAACAACUUGGAAGGAUGAAACUAAUUCGAAUAAUGAAGAUGCAGUUUGUGUUUCUCGAUUACGUAUCUGCGGUGUGAUCUUGGUGGGCAAAGCAAAUAUGCAUGAGAUGGGCAUGGGCACAACUGGAAACAAUCCUAAUUAUGGAACGACAAGGAACCCUCAUGCCCCAGAAAGGUACACUGGUGGAUCUUCCUCUGGACCAGCGGCAAUUGUUGCUUCUGGAAUUUGUUCUGCUGCACUCGGGACAGAUGGUGGAGGUUCAGUUCGAAUACCUUCUUCCCUUUGCGGAGUAGUUGGACUGAAAACAACAUAUGGGCGAACAGAUCUUAGGGGUUCGCUAUGUGAGUCUGGGACGGUUGACAUUAUUGGACCAAUUGCAUCAUCGGUGGAAGAUGUCACACUAGUGUAUGCUACAAUCCUGGGAUCCUAUCCUAUGGACAGAAAUAUUUUGAAACCUUCACCGCCUUGCUUGCCAAAUUUUCCAUCUAUUGAAAGUUUGAAUGCCGUGGGGUCGUUGCGUCUUGGAAAAUAUACUCAAUGGUUCAACGAUGUUCAUUCAACUGAUAUCUCUGACAAAUGUGAGGAUAUUCUGAAUCAGCUAUCUAAGACCCAUGGCUGUGAAGCGGUAGAGAUUGUUAUACCUGAGCUGCAUGAGAUGCGCACUGCUCAUCUAGUUUCAAUUGGAUCCGAGAUGUUAACUGCAUUGAAUCCUGACUGUGAGGAUGGGAAAGGUAAAGAGUUGAAUUAUGAUUCGCGGACUAGCAUGGCACUGUUCCAGUCAUUCACUGCAUCAGAUUAUGUUGCUGCCCAGAGUAUUAGGAGAAGAAUAAUGUACCAUCAUAUGGAGAUCUUCAAGAAAGUUGAUGUCAUAGUGACGCCGACUACUGGAAUGACAGCACCUAAAAUACCUCCUAGUGCCCUUAAAUAUGGGGAAACGGAUAUGCACGUUACAGGUUACCUCAUGCGAUUUGUCGUUGCAGCAAAUCUUCUAGGUCUCCCUGCCAUUUCUGUCCCUAUCGGGUAUGAUAAGCAAGGCCUUCCAAUUGGUUUGCAACUGAUGGGCCGUCCGUGGGGUGAAGCUUCAAUUUUACGCCUGGCUUCUGUAGUUGAGGAACUCUCCGGAUCUAAGAAGAGGCCUGUAUCAUUCUACGAUGUUCUGAAGGAAAGCUGAAUGCAGCUUAGCUCCUGUUGCUGAUGUUUCUCUCCCGCUGAUUGUAUGGGUUUUCAAGCACACGGGGAGAUCUUUGCAGUGACUUUAUUGCUCCUGAUUUAGCGCAGACCUCUCUGUUUUUAAUGUCAAUUUGGAAAGGACUUGGUUUUCUGUCUACUUUUGUGGCUAAGAUAUUGGCUUUUGUAAAGUUUAAUUACCAUACGAAGAUUCGCUUUUUAUCAAAUAAAUCGUUUAUGCA
Molecule: messenger RNA, 2966 nt
Organism: Syzygium oleosum
Lineage: Eukaryota; Viridiplantae; Streptophyta; Magnoliopsida; Myrtales; Myrtaceae
Product: fatty acid amide hydrolase-like
Exons: 21
Coding region: 908-2728 (606 amino acids)
Biological process (GO): N-acylethanolamine metabolic process
Cellular component (GO): membrane
Molecular function (GO): N-(long-chain-acyl)ethanolamine deacylase activity
Source: RefSeq, a predicted model, not a curated record